Bacillus rossius redtenbacheri is the source of this 4354-nucleotide messenger RNA. RefSeq names its product WASH complex subunit 5 (gene Strump). The transcript has 21 exons. The record is from RefSeq and is a predicted model, not a curated record. The coding region runs from base 551 to 4033 and encodes 1160 amino acids. Gene Ontology annotation, cellular component: endosome; WASH complex. Gene Ontology annotation, biological process: actin filament polymerization; regulation of actin nucleation; endosome organization. NCBI's taxonomy places the organism in Eukaryota, Metazoa, Arthropoda, Insecta, Phasmatodea, Bacillidae.
GUGAUAUUAAAAAUAAUGUGAAUUAAUUUUAAUUAUUCUUUAGUUUUAAAUUAUUUAUAAUGUAACUGACCUUACCUAACAAACCCGUAACAAAGGAUGUACAGUAACAACUCACGUAAUUUUUUUUGUUACUUAUUACUUGCGCAACAAUAUCUAAAUAACAAAUAAGACUUUAAAAUUAGAAACGUUAAAAACUCACGUAAGUUGGAGGCGGUAAUUAAACACUGUUUUAAACAAUAAUUGAAAUAAAUAAUCACGUAUUAGUUCAUUUGAAUUCUGGCCUAUCACGAACAAUCACGUGACAUCAUUAUCCAAUAAAAAAAAUAGAUACUCGUACGUAAACAAGAAACAAUGGUGCACGCACGCCACAGGAAUGCGCUGGUUUUGUGCUGAAAUUUAAAAAUUCGAUAUCUCCUAAAGUAUUUGGAAUUUCUAAUCUCCGCCGCUUUUAAUGAAAAGAGGAAGUUGAAGAGCAUAUAAUAAAGAUUCCCCACAGCACCAGUGGAAGGCAACACCCUGGGACCGUCUGCUCCGGCAGACCGGUGUGAAGAUGACGGACUUCUUGGCGGAAAACAACUCUUGUGGCCAGAACCUGCUCAGGCUUGUGUCGAGGGGAAACGCCAUCAUUGCCGAGCUGCUCCGUCUCAAGGCUUACGUUCCUCCCGUGUUCAGGCUAGAUACGAAACAAGAUCAACAAAAGUACGGGGAAAUUAUUUCAGACUUCAUUUAUUUCAAGACAUCUGAUACUUUCGACCAGAAGAUUGACAAUAAUUCUCAACUUCAAGACUUGGAUGAAGAGUUUCGGGAUAACUACCUGGAGAUUCUGACCCGAUUCUACCUGGCUUUCGAAAGCAUCCAUAAGUAUGUGAGCGACCUCAAUCGCUUCCUGAACGACCUGGAAGAGGGCAUGUUCAUCCAGCAGUCCCUGGAGAGUGUUCUGCUCACAGAGGAUGGCAAGCAGCUGUUGUGCGAGGCGCUCUACCUGUACGGCGUGAUGCUACUGGUGGUGGACCUGAACAUGGACGGCGUUGUCAGGGAGAGACUGCUGGUGUCGUACUACCGCUACAGCGCCCAGCGGUCCAGCACCGACAGCAACAUCGACGACGUGUGCAAGCUGCUGCGCUCCACGGGCUUCGCCACGGCCCGGCGGGCGCCCAACUACCCGGACGAGUACUUCAGGCGCAUCCCGUUGAACACCAUGUACGUGGACAUGGUGGUCGGCAGACUGCGGUCAGACGACGUGUACAACCAGAUCUCAGCGUACCCGUUCCCAGAACACCGCAGCACCGCGCUGGCCACGCAAGCCGCCAUGCUUUUUGUGUGCAUGUUCUUCAUGCCGUCCGUUCUGCACAACCAGACGGCUGUUCUGCGGGAGAUAGUCGACAAGUACUUCCCCGACAACUGGGUGUUGAGCGUCUACAUGGGCAUAACUGUAAACCUGCUGGAGUGGUGGGAGCCGUACAAGGCUGCCAGGACGGCCCUUGGCAACAGCCUCGAACCAAGCAACGUGCGCGCUCAGUCCCUCCGGCAUGCGGACAAACUGCAGAAACUUAUACCACAGACACAACAGCUGAUGAAGGAAGGGGCUCUCGUGGAAGAGAACGUGCUAGACCACGUGAGCAAAGUGAUAAACAUUGCCAGGGAGUGCAACGUGACUCUCCGAUGGCUUGUCCUGCACACAUCCACACCAGUUACAGGCUGGGAUGGAAAUAAGCGAUGCAAACAGUUACGAGAACAAGUUAUUGCUGACAGCAAGUACAGUCCACAGCAGGUUUUUGAGCUUCUUCUGAACACAGGCCAGUUCGAACUCAAGUUGAAGGAAAUGUUUAAACAGUUGCUUGCAGAGAAAGAAAAUAAGUGGGAGACGUUCAAGAAAGAAGGUGUGGAGAGGCUUCAGGAACUGGCGGACGUCUUCUCUGGCACAAAACCACUCACGAGAGUUGAAAAGAACGAUAAUCUCAAGACUUGGUUCAAUGAAAUUGCAAAACAAAUUAACUCUCUACGUUUGAAUGAAACAUCAGCUGCCGGCAGGAAAAUUGUGCAACUCAUCCAGGCUUUAGAAGAGGUGCAAGAGUUCCACCAGCUGGAGACUAACCUCCAGGUGAAGCAGUUCCUGGCCGACACCUGCAGCUUCCUCCACCAGAUGAUACGCACGUCCAACAUCAAGGAGGAGGUGCUGAUAACUCUGCACAUCGUCGGGGACCUCAGCUACGCCUGGGAGAACAUCGACCUGUACACCGUCUACAUGCAGGAGGGCAUCAAGAAGGACCCUUCCUUGGUCAUCAAGCUGAGGGCCACUUUCCUCAAGUUGGCGUCUGCUCUGGAGAUCCCACUGCUUCGCAUCAACCAAGCCAAGAGCCAGGACCUGGUGUCAGUGUCGCAGUACUACUCGGGGGAGCUGGUGGGCUAUGUCCGCAAGGUCAUCCACAUCAUCCCGGAGACCAUGUUCGGCCACCUGGCGCGCAUUGUCCACCUGCAGACGUCUGUCAUCAAGGAGCUGCCCACACGUCUCGAGAAGGAGAGGCUGAAGGAGUUCGCGCAGCUGGACCACAGGCUGGAGGUUGCAAAGCUCACACAUGCCAUUUCAGUGUUCACCGAAGGCAUACUUAUGAUGAAGAGCACUCUGGUGGGAAUUAUUAGGAUUGACCCAAAGCAACUUCUUGAAGAUGGUAUCCGCAAGGAGUUGGUGAAGCAUAUAGCACUUGCUCUGCACAACGGCCUCAUAUUCAACCCCAAAGCUAAGACGAGCGAGUUGGUGCCGAAGCUGGAGGCCCUGGAGAAGAUCAUGGACGGCCACCGGCGGUCCUUCUCCUACGUGCAGGACUACGUGAGCGUGUGCGGCCUGAAGAUCCUGCAGGAGGAGGUGUCCCGCAUCAUCAGCUUCAACGUGGAGCAGGAGUGCAACAGCUUCCUGCGGCACAAGGUGCAGGACUGGCAGAGCAUCCACCAGAGCCGCACCGUGCCCGUCCCGGUCUUCUCGCCCGUCGACGCCGCCUCCGUCAACUUCAUAGGCCGCCUCGCGCGCGAGGUCAUACGCAUAACCGACCCCAGGAUAACGGUGUAUGUCGAGAACAUGACAGCGUGGUAUGACCUGCGGACACAUGCAGAGAUCCUUAACAUCAAGUUCUUCUCGAAGAUCAAGAGGGCAAUAGGAAUAUCUGGUCUGACGGGUCUCGACCGCCUGUUCUCCUUCAUGAUCGUUACUGAGUUGCAGAAUUUCCUGAACACCUUGCAGAAAGGCUUGUUGAAAGACCAAGCCUGGUUGGACAUGUUUGAGUCAGUUUCCAAGAAGUUGGUUCCGAAUACAAGUCUUGUCAGCAACCCGGGCAAGUUCUACACACAGCACACGGUGCGGGCCCAGAAGGUGUGGCCGCAAAUGCUGGACUGGGUGCACAAGGUGGGGCAGAUGCAGAUACUCAAGAAGCACAUCGCGUACGAGCUCAACACUUCCUGCAAGUUCGACUCCAAGCACCUCGCAGCCACGUUACAGGCAAUGAACGACGGCCUGCUGGUGGAGAUAGAACGCCACUACAAGGACCCCUCGAAGCCGUACCCCCGGGAGGAGAACCCCCUGCUGUACGAGCUGUCCGCGUACUUGGACUGGGCCGGCAUCAGCGACCCCUUCUCCAAGAUAUACGUCACCGCGCAGAACCUGCAGCACAUCACGCUGCUCAUGUUCCUGCUGGUCGUCUCGCAGCUGUCCAAGCUGCAGCACGUCAAGAACAUCGGUCUGGUGUGUAAGAGGCCUCAAGAGCCUGUAGACGGUGUCCCAUUCACAGUUGGCGUGCAGACGUUCCUGCGGCAGUUCCACCCAGACGUGCGGAACCAGUUCCUGCUGUACUUCAGUCAGUACAUAAACUCCUUCAUCGCUGCCUGUCCGAGCAACAGCAAGGUGGCGGAGUUCCCGGCGGAAGCGACCACUGCACUGCACUUCCUGGAGAGCCUGUGCCACUACGCCGCGCUGCCGCGCGAGACGUUGUCCAGAAACAUUCCCGAGGUGGUGCUGUACCAGUUCCGCGCCCUCUCCACGUGAGCACGGCCGGGCUCCGAUUGCCGCCGCUGCCAGCCAUCGUGAGCGAGAAGCGCGAACCCCUCUCACCUGUGCCUGAGGACACGCUGGACAGACUGGGUUCGCCGUGCAAUCAAGUGCCAUUCUUGUCUGUUCUCGGGACCCUACACGUUACCUGCAAGUUAGUGUUGAUUGGUCCCGUGUCCCUGUCGGAGAAAAAAAUGUUAUGUGUAAAUAUGUGUGUGUAUGUCGACGAAAAUAUGUCAUGUUGAAAUUUGUACUGGUUAAAAAUUAUUCACAUUUAUACUGAAAACAAAUUAAUAAUAAUAUUCAGUAAUAGAGGUA